UACUGCCAUCGUUGGCUUAGCCGCUGGACGCCGGACUGCUGCACUGCCGCCGUCGCAAAUUGUGAUAAUUGAUUUCAAUUGGCUCCAUGCCGUUUGAGUGGCCCGUUGAAUCGCCCGACGACACCAGCAACGAUGUUUGAUUCCCAGCUGAGUCUGUGCGCGGGUCGCAUGGUCGCCGAUUCCACCACCACCACCUCCGGCAGGGAUGGAUGCGAUGGUGCCAAGACGAUGAUAUGCCGCGCUUGCCUGGUGCUGCUGGGUCCGCAGGAUGCGUGCCACAAUCUGGACAGCGAGCAGGAUCUGGCCAGCAAGUACUACGGCUGCACUGGAGAGGAUGCGGUUAGGGAUUUGCCACCCCAGUUGGUGCUGAAAAGCAUCUGCGAGUGCUGCUAUCAGUUGGUGCAGAAGUUCCACGACUUUCAACGCAUGUGCGCAGAGUCCUUGCGCAAUUUUGAGAAGCUGCUGCAGGACAUCGACAUCGGCUGCCUCAAGCUGGAGGACCACACUUGGCCCGACUUGGACACCCCUUCGGAGAGCAACGAGUCCACUAAUCCGGAAGCCCAGUCGGACGCACCCUGCAUCGUAGCGACGCAGGAGAUUGAGGAAGUGUACGUAAUAGAGGACGAGUCAGCCAAACAGGAUCUGGGCCAGGAGAAGCUAUCCAUUGCGGGCUCUAGCAAGUUGCUGGGUGCCAGGAAGCGACGAGGAGUGCGACACACCCUCGAGUGUCGCAUAUGUCAUCGUGGCUUCUACAAACCAUCGCUGCUGGAGGCCCACAUGCAGCAGCAUGAGGGUCUGAGACCGUAUACCUGCGUCCAUUGUGCGAAGAGCUAUGCCCGGGCCAAUCUGCUGGAGUCGCACCUGCGGCAGAUGCAUAACAAUGCCGACGCUGCGCGGAUCAUCUAUGCCUGCCCAAGCUGCAACAAGGUGUACACAGCGGACCGAAGUCUCAAAUAUCAUAUGAGAAGGGCGCACGAAAGGAAUCAGGAGGCAGAGUGCCCGGAUGCCCGGCACAUUUGUGAGGAGUGCGGCAAGUGCUUUGCGCGAAAGGCACAUCUAACGCGCCACAAGAUGGUCCAUGGUGGCGUUGAGGAUCGGAGAUACUGCUGCGAGUGCUGCGAUCGAAGGUUCUACACCAAGGAGAACAUGGUGGAUCAUCUGCAGCGCAAGCACGGCAACAAGAAUCUGCUGCUCAGAUGCAGAAAAUGCGGACGCAUAUUCCGGAACAGCGUGCAGCUCAACGCGCACGGCAGGAAACACAAAGCGAUGGAUGUAGUUCAAUAAUUCGUUUUAUUUGUGGUUUCAAUAACAUCAAGCUAACACAAUUGUUACAAUGAUUCGAAUUACUUGGAAUUUUGUUACGCCAGUAUUUGUGGGAGAAUGCCGCAUAAUUGGAGAUACUAAGACGAAUGGUUGACGACGAAUCGAUGAGGCUGCCCUAAAAUUAGCUAACAUUCACAUAAUGGCCGGCGCAGCAGCAUAGUCGAUUAAAAAUCAUCAAUACAAAAAAAUGGCGAUGGCGAUGGCGCACUCGCAGUAGUUCUCAAAAAAGUAAUCAUGCGUAUAUAAAACAAUUAACUAAAAUUUAUCCUUAAGCUUAAAGAACGGAUGACAGUUUUAAAAUUACAUUACCAAUACAUUCAUUUAUCAUUAAUUUGUAGGGAGGAGGAAAGAGAUGAUAAUAAAAACCAGAUUAUCCGUCAA
This is a messenger RNA of Drosophila sechellia, 1704 nucleotides long. Its product is annotated as histone-lysine N-methyltransferase PRDM16. Gene Ontology annotation, molecular function: zinc ion binding. The record is from RefSeq and is a predicted model, not a curated record. Gene Ontology annotation, cellular component: nucleus. Gene Ontology annotation, biological process: regulation of gene expression. Lineage: Eukaryota; Metazoa; Arthropoda; Insecta; Diptera; Drosophilidae. The coding region runs from base 133 to 1284 and encodes 383 amino acids. The transcript is spliced from 2 exons.